AUGGAGCUGCAUAAGCGGUGGGAGAACUCAGAGACUAACUGGCACAAAGAGAAAAUGGAAUUACUGGACCAGUUUGACAAUGAAAGAAAGGAAUGGGAAAGUCAAUGGAAGAUAAUGCAGAAGAAGAUAGAAGAGCUCUGCCAUGAAGUAAAGCGUCGGAGGAAAAUCAACAUGAGUGAACGUGCUAAGGCCAUUGAUCUUGAUUGUGAGAAGGCUGUUGGAGAUAAAAUGGAAUCUUCUCCAGAUCACCCCAAUUCAGGACAAUGUAAAUUUACAGGGAUACAUCCCAGGGAUGUUCUGGGGAAAAAAGAUAAAACAGAGCAGAGUUCACUCAGGGAAAGAAAUCAAGUGUGCAAGGAACAAAAAACAAUCAAAAAAUCAAAAGUAGGGUAUAUGGAUUCUGAAGCCAGAGACAACCAAAAAGAACGCGAGGCCCGGCCUGACCUGAGGACUUCUGAGGCAGAGAACAAGAGCUGCUCUGGCGCCCUCAACACAGCUCUUGAAGAACUUGCCAAAGUUAGUGAAGAAUUAUGCAACUUUCAAGAGGAAAUUCGAAAGCGGUCUAAUAACCACAGAAGGAUGAAGUCAGAUUCUUUUCUCCAGGAAACACCAAAUGUAAUGAAUAUUCCUCGUGGAGAUCACAUGAUCAACAACAGCCAGUGCAUUCCUUCAACCAGUUUAGAAAAUGAGAAAAACAGAAAAAAUCUGAGCUAUACCAAUGUUUUCCAGAACAAUUCCAAGAAAAAAGAUGGAAUUGAUACAACUGACCUGAAAAGAAGUGAAACCCCACCAAUUCCUCCUCCAAGAAGCACAUCUCGAAAUUUUCCCAGCUCAUAUUGUGCACAAGCCCGUGAAAGUUGGAAGGAAUGUUUAGACCACAGCAGCUGGGUGGCCCAAGGGGGUCGAGGUGAAAAGAACAGCCACCCUCAUUUCCUCUGGAAGCACGAUGAGAUGCCUCUGCUGGGUCUAAAUGAAGGGAAGACUCUGAAUGAUGGUAUCACGUUUCCUUCUUUGGCACCAGAAGCCAAAGUAGAUAACAAGCCUUCAUAUAAUGAAAAUGUUGGACUUAGCAUGUGGUCGUGCAACACUGGGGUUUGUGCAAAAAAUAGCCCCUCCACACUGUGGUUUCAGAAAGUCUGCUCUACUCCCAAUAAGCCAAAAUAUGAAAAGGUAAUUCCAGAUCACCCUGCUAAAUCUCCUCCUGAUCUUCAUAUAAGCAGUGACUGUGGCUCCUUAGCAUCACAGAGCAGCGGCCCACUGAGAAGUUGCAGUUAUGGCUUUGAAAAGACGACCGGGAAUGAAAAGCUGGCAAAAAAGACUGACGAAUUUAACAGAAUCGUAUUUCGAACAGAUAGAAAUUGUCAUGCUGUACAACAAAGGCAGAGCUGCUCAGAACCAUCUGAAGAUCUUCAGCCCUGUGAGACCUUGACUGCGUGCACAGCCGGCGUCUCAGACGCUGGCAGUGUUUCUGACGUUCUGAAAACCAGUGCCCCCGUGCCCAUGCCCAGGGAAAAUGUGCCUGAUGAUUCCACCAAAAAACCCACAACAGGCCAGUUCAGACCAACCCAGGAGCCCGUAAGCCCUAGCAGUUACCGGAAUAUGCUUCACGAGCAUGACUGGAGACCAAGUAACUUGUCUGGCCGGCCAAGGUCAGCAGACCCCAGAUCAAAUUAUGGUGUGGUGGAAAAGCUGCUGAAGACCUAUGAGACAUCCACGGGGUCUGCAUUGGAGAAUUCUAGAUGCUUCCAGGCCGACUGGACCAAAUGUAGUUCUGAUGUCAGUGGUGGAGCCACAUUAGGUCAGCAUUUCGAAAAGCUCCAAAUAGAACAAGAGCUUGAGCAUAAGACAGCAAUGCCUGGAGCACAGCAAGUGAAGCAAGCAGUAGAUCGGAAAAAGGUAACUGAGGAAUCCAUGGCAGUGAAAUCCUCCCCUGGAAAAGGAUUUUCCCGACCUGCCAGACCAGCAAAUCGCCGUCUCCCAUCCAGAUGGGCAUCUAGAUCUCCUUCAGCACCCCCUGCCUUGCGGAGAACUGCCCACAACUUCCCCAUUCCUCUGUGA
Rangifer tarandus platyrhynchus (Svalbard reindeer) is the source of this 2058-nucleotide messenger RNA. NCBI's taxonomy places the organism in Eukaryota, Metazoa, Chordata, Mammalia, Artiodactyla, Cervidae. The record is from the annotation of a GenBank genome assembly.